Molecule: messenger RNA, 1139 nt
Organism: Cydia amplana
Lineage: Eukaryota; Metazoa; Arthropoda; Insecta; Lepidoptera; Tortricidae
Exons: 2
Coding region: 69-1139 (356 amino acids)
Source: RefSeq, a predicted model, not a curated record
AUUUGAAGUAAUCCACCUCCCGUUAGUUUGGUAGAUUAUAUCAGAACUGGGGAUAAUCAACGCCCACCAUGGGAAAACGGAAACGCGCCAAGCACGUGCGUGCGCGUUCAACUUCUACUUCAAGUAGCAGCAGUGGUCGGACGAGAACUCCGUCACCUCCACCGAAACAAACAAGAAAGGAAAAGAAGAAAACAAAGGUAUCACGUAAGGCUGAUACCUCAACUGUAAGUACAGAUAAAGCUUCUACUGUGGUGAACAAUAUUAUACCGGAAUUUGAUCCUUUACGAGACGACAUAGGUGCUUGGCUUAAUAUUAUUCAAUCUUACGCUAAAACUUUUUCAUGGUCAGAUGGUGUGGUUAAAUUUCAAGCGCUUAACAAACUAAAAGGGUCCGCUAAGACCUGGUACGAUUCUUUAUUGCGUACGGAACAAGAGUGGCCUUCGUGGCGUUGGGCGGACUGGCGCCGUAGGUUAGCAUCUAGCUUUCAAAUAAGACGUGAUAUGUUUCAACUUUUGAAAGAAGUAGUAGACAAGAAACCGACCGAUAACCAAUCAUUGUACGAGUUUUAUUUCGAACAGAAGAGCAAAAUCGAUCGUUUGUCAUUAAAUUUCUCGGAAAUGGAUGUUGUAUCAAUAAUUGUUGGCAAUAUAGGAGAUUCUGGGAUAGGCGCGUCAAUCGAAGCAAGCAAUUUUACAACGUGUGAUAGCUUGGCAAGUUUUCUUCACGGACGUACUUACAAAUCCAGAACCUCGAAACAAUUUAGUUCAAAUAUACGCGAUGGACAAGGCAAGAUAGGUACACAUGUCACUACCACACAGCCUAGUAAUUCUGCAAAGAUACCUACAGGUCAGUCAGGCUCGAGUCAGACCGCUCCGUCCAAUAACAAUCAGGCUCUUAACCAAACUCAACGAAAACCAAUUGAAUGUUACGUAUGUGGUGGUAAUCAUAAGAAAACAAAUUGCGACAAGUUAAAUCGAAAAUGUGAAUUUUGUGGCAAACGGGGGCAUGAUGAAGCCGCGUGUUUUCAUAAAAAACAUUCAACUAAAACCGAAAAACAGGAAGAGACUAAACUCAUUUCUACCGCUCCCGACCCGUGGUCCAACCGCUAUGUCCAACUGGUUGCACCACGAGUGAACUAA